AUGCAGCUCUUGGUGGUGGGGCUGCUCCCCUGGGCCUUCCUCCUGCCCCCUGGGGGCUGGGCUGGUGAGAUUAUUGGGGGCAAGGAGGCCAAACCCCACUCCAGGCCCUACAUGGCCUAUCUACAAAUGAAACGUAAUAACGAUCAUUACACCUGUGGUGGGUUCCUGGUGGCGAAGAACUUCGUGCUGACGGCCGCUCACUGCUGGGGAGAGAUCACUGUCACCCUGGGAGCCCACAACAUCAGAAAACGGGAACCGAGCCGGCAAGUGAUUCAGGUGCGACGGCAGAUCCCCCACCCGCAGUACGACAGGGAGACUUUAAACAACGACAUCAUGCUGCUGCAGCUGGCUGAGCCGGCGAAGCUGGAUGGGUGGGUGGAAACCAUCGCCCUGCCCUGUGCUGGUGAGGAGGCAGAACCCGGGAUGGUGUGCCGUGUGGCCGGCUGGGGCUGCACUAUUGCCACCGAUCAUUCGUCUGCAGCCAGCGCCCUGCAGGAGGUGGAGGUGGAGGUGUUGGCGGAUGCCGAGUGCAACUAUCGCAACUACGUCUCCUCGACCAUGCUGUGUGCCGGGCUCCCAUGGAAGGGGAAAGACUCUGCCAAGGGCGACUCCGGUGGCCCCCUGGUGUGUGGGGCUAAGGCCCAGGGCAUCGUCUCCUGGGGGCCCGACACCCCCCCUGGCGUGUACACAAGAGUCUCCACUUACAACAAAUGGAUCAAGGACACCAUGAGGGGCGCGUAUCCGUGA
Pelodiscus sinensis (Chinese soft-shelled turtle) is the source of this 747-nucleotide messenger RNA. The record is from RefSeq and is a predicted model, not a curated record. Lineage: Eukaryota; Metazoa; Chordata; Testudines; Trionychidae.